AUGUAUCUUUUCCCGCGUAAAUAUUACCUUUGUCUUACAUAUAUAUCUAUCUAUCUAUCUAUCUAUCUAUCUAUCUAUCUAUCUAUCUAUCUAUCUAUCAUAGAUAUGAACGAUCUAUCAACUAUCUAUCUUAGAUAUGAACGAUCUAUCUCAGGCUUUUCCUAUGUAUCUAUAUACCAUAUGUCUGUUCAUAUCUAUCUAUCUAUCUAUCUAUCUAUCUAUCUAUCUAUCUAUCUAUCUAUAUUAGUCAUAUGUAUUUCUUUCUGUCUCUUCCAUUUCAAACAGAACUCUGUUCUUCCUGUUUUCUUUCUUUUAUUUAUUUCUUUAUUAAUAUAUCCCUUUAUUCUCUUUCAUUCAUUGUCUCCCUUAUUUCAUUUAUUAGUUCUUCAAUUCAUUGCUUCUUUCGUAAAUUUGUGGUGCUUCUUUCAUUUAUUUUUUCUUUCUUGUGUUUUUAGCUUCUUUCUUUCAUUCAUUCAUUUAUUCAUCCAUAGUUUUGUUUAUUUAUUCACUGAUUUGUUUCUGGUUUUCUUUCAUUGCCCCUUUCUUUCGCUUGUUGCUUUUUCAUUAAUUCAUCGUUUCCUUAUUUCAUUCAUUUAUUGCUUCUUUUUGUUCUCUCUCUUUUCUUCUCGUUUUCUCACUCUCUCUCUCUCCAUUUAUCGUUGUCUAUUUAACUUUAACAGAUCAGUCUUUCUUCUUUUCCUUUGGAUGUUACUUUACUUUCUUUCUAACAUUUUCUUAAUCUCUCUUUCUAUCUACUUCUCUCAAAAAUCUUUCUCCAAGUUUAUUUUCUUCUCCACUUGUUUUCUUUAUUCAUUCUAUUUUCUCUUUCCCCCAGAACAACGUUUUACGCGAGACUUCCUUCGGUUGUUUGAUGGUCUACAGAAAGAUUGCCGUCGCAACACGCAGGUGGUGGAGUCUUUCGGCGACCGAACUUGUCCUUCUUUCAAUGUUGGCCACCUCAGCCACAGCUUCGUCGUCUUCGUCCUUUUCUUCCUCACCCAAGUGCAUAUCGCAGGACAUCCCCAUCUUUUUACCCGACGAGAGCCCAACGAUAUGUACGAAGUUUGCAUUGAAACUCUACUUACACCUUCUUCCCUGUUAAUCUGUUCUUCUCUCUUCCUCUCUCUAUCAGUUUGUUUGCAUCCUUAUCUCUCUCUCUCAGGCUUUUUUUUUUUGUAUUUCUCCUUGUCUAUCGCUCCGUUUUCUCUCUCUAUGCUUCUCCUUUUCUCAAUUUGUUCGUAUCUGCUCACUCUUUUUAUCAUACUUUUGUCAAUCUGUUUGUCCUCUCUUUCUCUCGGAGUCUAUUCGUAUCUCUCCUCCGCGUCCGCUCUAUCCCUCUCUCAGUCUCUACAUAUUUACCACUCUUUCUUUCACUCUAAUAAUUCUCUCGUCUGUCCGCAUUUAUUUCCCUCCCACUCUUUGUCUCACGCUAUCAACUGUUUCUUGAUUUAUCUGCCUAUAAAUAAUAUCUAUCUUUCUAUCUAUCUUUCAAAAUUUGCUUUUAUUGAAGCCGAUUUUCACUCUCGACAUGUGACUGUUAUAGAAAUGACGAAUGACUCUCUCUCUCUCUCUCUUUCGUUUCUCCCGAGGGUUCCCGCUUUCGUCCCAUGCCUCCUUUCGAUCGUCGCUUGUCGGAAGAUGACCAACUCUCGAUUGGUCCGUGUCCUCGGUUGA
Acanthosepion pharaonis is the source of this 1674-nucleotide messenger RNA. NCBI's taxonomy places the organism in Eukaryota, Metazoa, Mollusca, Cephalopoda, Sepiida, Sepiidae. The record is from the annotation of a GenBank genome assembly.